This is a messenger RNA of Ctenocephalides felis (cat flea), 1348 nucleotides long. RefSeq names its product cytochrome b5-related protein-like. The record is from RefSeq and is a predicted model, not a curated record. Gene Ontology annotation, molecular function: heme binding. Bases 1 to 1293 code for a protein of 430 amino acids. NCBI's taxonomy places the organism in Eukaryota, Metazoa, Arthropoda, Insecta, Siphonaptera, Pulicidae. Gene Ontology annotation, cellular component: mitochondrion. The transcript is spliced from 5 exons. Gene Ontology annotation, biological process: lipid metabolic process.
AUGGGUGGUAAAGGUAAAUAUGAUAUUCACACUCACUAUCCAUCAUUAAGAGAUAAACAUCCAAGAACUGCAGACAAUUGGUUAGAAGGCCAAAGAUUAGAUGGAGGCGCAGAAGGCUUGUGGAGAAUUCACGACAAAUUAUAUGAUUUAUCGCGAUUUGUUGAAAAACAUCCAGGUGGCAAAGAAUGGCUGGAAUAUACGAAGGGUAUGGAUAUAACUGCAGCAUUUGAAGCUCAUCACAUUUCAAAAACUGCAGAAAAAUUAUUACCAAAAUAUUUUGUACGUGAAGCAAGGAUACCAAGUCACUCGUUAUUGACAUUUAAUGAAGAUGGCUUCUAUAAAACUUUGAAACAACGUAUGAGCGAAGAAAUCAAACGUGUACCAAAAUCAGUAAGAAGAAAAUCUAAAUUAAUUAUUGAUUUUCUUAUUUUGGGAACAUUUAUUAGUUCGAUCUUGUCGACUUUUUAUUGGCCAUUAGUAUUUCUCGCAGGGUUAUUUUUAGCUUGGACAUCAGUAGCCGCACAUAAUUUCUUUCACCAGAAAAAUAACUGGAGAAUGUAUGCUUUUAAUUUAACGUUAUUAAGUUGUAGGGAAUGGCGUAUAUCUCAUGUUCUAUCCCAUCAUUUGCAUCCGAACACUUUGGUUGAUAUGGAAUGCAGCACUGCUGAACCAUUUUUGUGUUGGCAACCAAAAGAUAAAGGUUUUAUGAAAUAUGUUUCUUGUGUUAUAUCGCCAUUGUUUUAUGCUAUUAUCUAUCUUGGGCAGUAUAUUUUCAGAAUAAACGCGGCGAUCAAAAGAGGUCAUCUACUCACCCCAUUUUGGCAUGAAUUGAUUCCAUAUACAUUACCGUUGGCUAUGAUUAUUAUGUCAAAUUUGCCAAUAAUUUCUACCCUAAAAACUUGGUUUACAAUUAUUAUGAUUGCUAGUUUCUUUUUUGGAGCAAUCGGUUACAACGCUGCUCACCAUCAUCCAGAAAUUUAUCACCACAACGAUGCCCAUAGAAAAGAUCUAGAUUUUGGAAAAUUCCAACUUGAUGCUGUCAUGGACAGGGAUGAAGUUACAGGAUCUUUGUUUAUGGUUUUGACAAGUUUUGGAGAUCAUGGAUUGCAUCAUUUGUUCCCAACUUUAGAUCAUGCACUACUUCCGUAUUUAUAUCCAGCCUUUGAGGAGGUUUGUGAAGUGUUUGGAAUACAUUUACGAUUUACUUCACAAUGGGAAUUAGUUAAAGGGCAGUUUCGUCAAUUGUUGAGGACAUUGCCGAACUUGAUACCUCCUGAUGUAGUAGAAAAAUAAGAAGAAUUGGAUUAGGAAAUUUGCAUAACUUUACUUAAAUUAAAUUAUACAAAAU